This is a messenger RNA of Amphiprion ocellaris (clown anemonefish), 1199 nucleotides long. It is a transcript of the gene enkur, whose product is annotated as enkurin, TRPC channel interacting protein. The transcript is spliced from 5 exons. Lineage: Eukaryota; Metazoa; Chordata; Actinopteri; Pomacentridae. Gene Ontology annotation, cellular component: acrosomal vesicle. The record is from RefSeq and is a predicted model, not a curated record. The coding region runs from base 126 to 902 and encodes 258 amino acids. Gene Ontology annotation, molecular function: calmodulin binding.
CCAGCAACUGCUUGGCUCUUGUGUUGUCAAACAUUUCUAAGUUACCGUUAGCUCGGUCAUUAGCCUGCCACUGAACCUGUGUCGUUUUAAACAUUUAGUCCAAAGUGUUUUUGAAGUUAUUCAGCAUGUCUGAAGUCAAGUAUCCACCGGAAAGCAUCUACAAUAUUCUUCCAAAAGAGGAAAGUCGUAUUGAAAAACAGCCAAGGUACAUGUCCAAGUUCAGGCCAGCUGUUGUUCAGGAGAGCAGGUUAACCAAAGAUGCAAUGAGAACGAUGGGACCAGCAAAAGUAGAAAUGCCAUCUACGGAUAAAUACCUGAAGAAGCAUUCAAAAGAAUCCAAACCUCUUGGAGCGACGGAGUGCUCUAAAGAUGCUCAUAAAACCUGCACCUGCACUGAGAAGAAACCACCAGUUCCUGCAAGGACUGACAACCCACUCAUGGGAAUCCACACCAAGAGGGACUUUAUAAAGACAGCUACUGCAGUGCCGAAGAAGCCACAACCUAUAUGUGUGGACACCAGCAAGGGACACAAGCAGCCUCUUGAAAACUCAGGACUUGUCCCCAAGUACAUCAAGAAAACGGAUUACGGUAAAAUACCUACAUACCUGCAGCAGCGCAAUGACGAAAAGCUGAGGGCUGAGGAGGAGUACAACAGGUUUGUAAAAGACCAGAGAGAGCAGGGAGCUCUGAGACGUCUGCCGGACGAGGAGCGACUAGCCGUCCUGGAGAACCUGAAGAAGGACUGGGAUAAGCUGCAUCAUGAGUAUCAGAGCCUCCCUCUCUUCAUUGAAACCAUGUCACAGAAGGCCCACAAGGUCCGGCUGGAAGAGGAAAUGAAGCAGCUGGAGAAGGACAUUAGCCUCUUCGAGAGGUUCAAAACCAUCUACGUAUCCAAACAUUAGGACAUUUAAUCCUCAGAAAUGAUCAAAUACACUGUACUGAAUGUCUUUACUUCCCCCUCAAGUGUGAACAUCAGAUAAAAUACUCAUCAUUUUAACUUAAAUUAUUGUCAAAUGAUUUUGGUGAUGUUAAUCGGGGGUAUACUCAUUUGUUUUAUGUUAAAUGGCAACGAGACUGCGAUAAAAUAUUGCAAGUCCAAAAGUAAUGUAAUGAGAGUCUGGCUAGUAGCUUAGACAUUUCACUGUGGAUCCAUGACACUCUUAGGUUUGCAACAAAUGUCAAUAAAAUAUUUGUAUUUA